CGUCUUGCUGCAGCCGUCCACGGUUGGUCGGCGCGCACUGAGGCUUCGCGCUCGCAGCGAUGCAGCAGCCAUAGUCAGGCGACGUCUUCCGCUCGUCCGUCCGUCCCUCGUCGCUUCCCGCCCGGCCUCCGCUCGUCUUUCGCGCCGCUCUUCGCUUCCUUCCAAGCCAGCGGACGUCCGUCAUGGCCGAGCAUCAGAGACAGCGCUCCCUGUCCACCGCCGGCGAGUCUCUCUACCACGUGCUGGGAGUGGAAAAGCUGGCCACCAACGAUGACAUCAAGCGCUCCUACAGGAAACUAGCUCUGAAGUUCCACCCGGACAAGAAUCCGGACAAUCCGGAAGCGGCGGACAAGUUCAAGGAGAUCAACAAUGCCCACGCCAUCCUCAACGACCCCACCAAGCGCAACAUUUACGACAAAUACGGCUCGUUGGGGCUCUACGUGGCCGAGCAGUUCGGAGAGGAGAACGUCAACACUUACUUUGUGCUCUCCAGCUGGUGGGCAAAGGCGCUUUUCGUCUUCUGCGGCUUGGCCACCGGCUGCUACUUCUGUUGCUGCCUGUGCUGCUGCUGCAACUGCUGCUGCGGGAGGUGUAAACCCAGACCUCGCGAGGGCCAGGAGCAGGACUUUUACGUCUCCCCGGAGGACCUGGAAGCUCAGCUGCAAUCCGACGAGAGGGAGGCGGCGGGUGAGCCAAUCAUGCUUCAGCCCACGGCGGGGGCCACAGAGACCACCCAGCUGACAUCGGACGGCCACUACUCCUACCGCACCGACACCGCUUUCAACUAAAGCGUCUGUCCGUUUCGUCUUUCAACAGCAGGAGGGACCGAGCGGCCGGGAACUUGUCCUUAUUUUUUUCUUUCCCACGCAGACAAGAAAAGAAAAUCCUUAACUUUUUUUUUUCUAUUGGCCCCUCGUGGUGUCGCAUGCGCCCCCUAUCUUUCCUCUCUCUCGCCGCGUCCAUUUCGACGUCGCUCGGCUCGGCGGGCAGGCGCUUGGGAUUCUCGUCAUAUCGGCGGGCGCGUCUCUCGUCGUUUUUGUUUUGUUUGUUUAUUGAACGUGACACUCUUCACGCGGAGCGUUGUUUUCGGGACGGACACCGCACGGUUUGCAUGUCUUGCCACGCAUCUUCAAAUCUCAAAACGCGGCGCGGCGUGCACGCCCGUGCGUCCACCGUACGACUUUGGCCGCCGUCGACGGCGAUAGACGAACUAAUUACUGAUACUAAUUACUGAUACAUUUAUGAAUAUAUUCCUCCUUUUUAUUUAUUUUUCAUAUUUUCCCCCAAAUAUUUUCUCGUUUUAAUUUAUUUUGUUUUAAUUUUAUGGUAAUUUUGUUUAUUAAUAUUUUUGCAUUGGUCCCUCUUUUUUUUUAAUUUUUCCAUGAUAAUUUAAAUAAUUAACAAUAUAAUAUGUCUUUUUUUUUUUUAUUAUUUAUUUAUUUUUUUUCAUGUUUUCCCCAAAAUAUUUUCUCUCAUUUUAAUUUAUUCAUUUAUUUAUUUUUCUAUAUUCUAUAUAUUCUUUAUAAAUUUAUAAAGUAUCAUUUUCUUCUUUUUUUUAAAUCCUUUUUUGUAUUUUUCCCAUUUUUGUUGAUUUUUUCAAUAUUUAUUUUUUAAAUGUAAUAAUAUAUAAUUUAUAUAAAAUACAUGAGAAAUAUAGAAUAUAGAAAACUUAUUUUUUAUUUUUUGUAUGGAAUUUUCCAAUUUGUUUUAUUUUCCAUGUAAUUUAUUCAUUUUAAUUAAUUUUAUAUAUUCUAUAUUUUCUUUUUAUUUUUUUGUAUAAUGUGUAUAUAUAUAUAUAUAUAUAUAUAUAUAUAUAUAUAUCGUUAAUUAUAUAUAUUACAUUUAUUAAUUUUAUUUAUUUUAAUGUAUUUUCCAGUCUAUUUUUUAUUUUUAUUUUUUUUUUAUUUUGCGUUUUUCCAAUUUUUGUUGAAUUUUUCAAUAUCAAUUUAAAUAAUUUUGAGUAUAAUAAUGUGUAAUUUAUAUAAAAACUAAGUUAGAAAAUAUAGAAUAUAUAAAAUUAUUUUUUAUCACAAAUUGUAUUAUUACACUGUUAACGUUAUAUAUACCAUAUAUAAACAUGUACAUGUGAAUUUAAACAUUCAACAAAAAUUGGAAAAAUACAAAAUAUUUCCUCAUAUUUUACCUGUUUAGAAUUAUUUUGUAUUUUUCCAUUUUGUUGUUGAAUUUUUUUCUAAUAUAUAUAAUUACAUUAUAACAUUGUAAUAAUAUAUAAUUUUCUUCCAUUUUUUAAAAAAUCUUUUUUGUUUGUUUAGAAUGCUCCCAUUUUUUGUUGUAUGUUUCCCCAAUCAAAUAAAAAAUAUAUAAAAUGUAUUAUUUAUUUUAAAUGUUUAAUGUUAAAUGUAAAUUCAGUCGUCAAGAGGUUAACGUUAUAUCAUAAAUUAAUAUGUCACUGGCUGCCAUUGAAGGCCAUCGUACGAUCGCCGCCAGCCCUCCCUAUUCUGAACGGAUUGGACGUCUUUCGCCGUCAAUGGCGGCUCAAGUAGUGCCCGUCGCUGACAUGUAGCUCCCUUUUUAAAAAAAAAAAAAUUUGAUCUCAGUCCAAACAGAUCAAACGUCUAUCUCUGUCAAUGGCAGCGAAGGAAUUAAGCGCUCGGACGUUUCCUCGGAUAUACGUCGUCAACCCCCCCGCUGUGUGUCCCGUGGCUUUUUCAUGGAGAAGACGCGACCGAGAAAAAAAAUGGUUUACUUAGGUCAUAUGUUGUGGUGGGAAUCAUUUCAAGUGGUCAAGUGUUGUAUAUCGUAACCAUUGACUUGUGCUAGCCUACAGAGGCUAGCGCAGUACAGGCAGAGUAUCAGAAAACAUGAUGUUGUAGCAUGGUUAUUUGUGUGGGUGUGGGUGUGCGUGUGCGUGCGUGUCUGGAAGAAAACUUGGAUCUCAAUUUACUGUUGGUGAAUAAAUGUUCCGAAACAG
Corythoichthys intestinalis (scribbled pipefish) is the source of this 2932-nucleotide messenger RNA. Its product is annotated as dnaJ homolog subfamily C member 5-like. NCBI's taxonomy places the organism in Eukaryota, Metazoa, Chordata, Actinopteri, Syngnathiformes, Syngnathidae. Gene Ontology annotation, cellular component: intracellular membrane-bounded organelle; presynapse; membrane. Gene Ontology annotation, biological process: regulation of synaptic vesicle cycle. The record is from RefSeq and is a predicted model, not a curated record. The coding region runs from base 183 to 788 and encodes 201 amino acids. The transcript is spliced from 5 exons.